AUGCUUUUGAAAACAUUCAAUCACAGUAAAAGACAUAAUGAUUGCGAUUUGGUUGCGAUCUGUUCGAACACAUAUGAUGGAUAUGAAUGUCAAUGUCCGCCAGGAUUCUUAGAUACAUCACCUGAUCCUUUACGCUUACCAGGAAGGAAAUGCACUCAACUAAUUAAUGAGUGUGGUACAAAUAAACACGAUUGUUCACCAUACGCUACAUGUGUCGAUACGUUGGAAUCAUACCUGUGUCAGUGUAAUGCCGGAUUUAAGGAUGUUUCCUCACGCUAUGAUUUAAAACCUGGACGACGCUGUGCUCAAUCCAUGAAUCAAUGCGCUAAUCGAUUAGCGAAUUCAUGCGAUGAAAAUGCGGACUGUGUAACAUUACCCGACGGCUAUACUUGCAUUUGUGCUACCGGAUAUUUUGACGUUUCCAGUAAUGCUAAGCUACCACCCGGACGUGUAUGCACCCUGCAAACUCAGUGCCCAGCGCAAUCAACAGAUCUUGUUUUUCUAAUCGAUGGAAGUGGUUCGAUUGGUUAUGAUAUCUUUCAUAAAGAGGUGCUCCGUUUUGUGAAAGAUUUCGUCGAGUUAUUUGAUGUUUCUCCGCAGCAAACUCAUGUAGCUGUAGUACAAUAUUCAGAUCUUAUUAGACAUGAAAU
Acanthocheilonema viteae is the source of this 650-nucleotide messenger RNA. The record is from the annotation of a GenBank genome assembly. Lineage: Eukaryota; Metazoa; Nematoda; Chromadorea; Rhabditida; Onchocercidae.